Molecule: messenger RNA, 663 nt
Organism: Arachis stenosperma
Lineage: Eukaryota; Viridiplantae; Streptophyta; Magnoliopsida; Fabales; Fabaceae
Product: cationic amino acid transporter 8, vacuolar-like
Exons: 1
Coding region: 1-663 (220 amino acids)
Biological process (GO): amino acid transport
Cellular component (GO): plasma membrane
Molecular function (GO): amino acid transmembrane transporter activity
Source: RefSeq, a predicted model, not a curated record
AUGGAAGAACCGCCACCCCCGCCCACCUCCGCCAACCCCAACGCCCGUACUUGGAGCUACUGGCAGUGGAGUAACCAAGACUUCUUUCCAGAGCCAUCACUCCAGAGCUUCACCACCUACCGGGCCUCCCUUGCCUCCCCAUGCUUCCGUCUAAGGGAUCGCCUCCUCAACCACUCCUCUGACAACAACGAGCUCAACGUCCUCCCUCACGCUAGCGAGAAUCCCAUGUGUCGCUGCCUUACCGCCUGGGUCCUCACCUGGCUCGCUUUCGGCUCUGGAAUCUUCGUAAUCAUCAGCCAGGAGGCCCACACCAAUGUCGUUCCUGCCAUCGUUCUCGCCUACGCCAUCUCUGGCUUCUCCGCCCUCCUCUCUGCCCUCUGGUACAUUGAGUUCGCAGUCGACGUCCCUGUCGUCGGCGGCUCUUUCUCCUUCCUCCGCAUCGAGCUUGGUGACUUCAUUGCCUUCCUUGCCGCCGGAAACAUCCUCCUCGAGGCUGUUGUAGGUGCUGCAGGCCUCGGCCGUUCAUGGUCCUCUUAUUUUGCCAGUAUGAUCAAGAACGAUCCAAAUUUCUUUCGGAUCCGGGUGAAUUCCUUCCAAGAAGGGUUCAACAUGCUGGAUCCAAUUGCUGUUGUCAUUUUUUUAUCGCCAACGGUGUUGCAAUGA